Lathyrus sativus (Indian pea) is the source of this 183-nucleotide messenger RNA. The record is from the annotation of a GenBank genome assembly. Lineage: Eukaryota; Viridiplantae; Streptophyta; Magnoliopsida; Fabales; Fabaceae.
AUGGCAGUCUUGUUUGUGGCGGUUGUGUUCCUUGGUCUUAUCUAUGCAUCUUUAAUAUCGAUGGUUUCUUCACAAUCCAUUGCUCCGGCUCCUGCUCCCACGAGUGAUGGCACAUCAAUUGACCAAGCAAUAGCAUAUGUUCUAAUGUUGUUGGCCUUGGUUCUCACUUACAUCAUGCAUUAA